Molecule: messenger RNA, 1115 nt
Organism: Ochotona princeps (American pika)
Lineage: Eukaryota; Metazoa; Chordata; Mammalia; Lagomorpha; Ochotonidae
Gene: MRPS22
Product: mitochondrial ribosomal protein S22
Exons: 8
Coding region: 25-1104 (359 amino acids)
Cellular component (GO): mitochondrial small ribosomal subunit
Molecular function (GO): structural constituent of ribosome
Source: RefSeq, a predicted model, not a curated record
CGGCGCUCUGGGCCGCAGGUGAACAUGGCGAGCGUCAGGGCUCCGGCGUCGCUCUGGACCCUUGCGCUGUGUCGGCGCGGCCCGAAGCGGGCCUCCCUCAGGGCCCGAGCGCAGCCCCGGCAGGGUGGCCUGCUGCAGCCGCCGUCCCGGCCCCUGGAACCGGGACUGCCACGCCGCCUGCUCAGCCUCGGGCCGGAACAUGGUAGCUCAGUGAUCAAGAAACCCACAUUUAUGGAUGAGGAAGUCCAGCGCAUACUCGUUAAGAUGACUGGCUUGGACUUGGAGAAAACUUUUAAGCCAGCUAUACAAGAACUGAAACCACCAACGUAUAAGUUAAUGACCCAGGCACAACUGGAGGAGGCUAUGAGACAAGCAGUUGAGGCGGCGAAAGUGCGAUUAAAAAUGCCUCCGGUUCUAGAAGAGCGAGUGCCGAUCAAUGAUGUCCUAGCUGAGGACCAGAUCUUGGAAGGAACAGAAACAGCCAAAUACGUGUUUACUGAUAUAUCCUACAGCCUGCCCCACCGGCAACGUUUUAUUGUUGUCAGAGAACCCAGUGGCAGACUACGCAAAGCCUCUUGGGAAGAACGGGACCGGAUGAUACAAAUUUAUUUCCCAAAAGAAGGUCGUAGAGUUCUGCCUCCAGUGAUCUUCAAGGAAGAAAACCUUAAGAACAUGUACAGCCAGGACCGGCACGCUGAUGUCCUCAACCUGUGUGUGGCGCAGUUUGAGCCCGACUCCAGGGAGUACAUCAAGGUUCACCGGCAGACCUACGCAGACGUAGAGAGGCACGGGAAGUACGACCUCCUACGCUCCACAAGGCACUUCGGGGGGAUGGCGUGGUAUCUUGUAAAUGAGAAAGCGAUCGAUGGUCUGCUGGUUGACCAGAUCCAGAGAGAUUUAGUCGACGAUGCUGUGAGCUUGGUGCGGCUGUAUCACAUGGUGCAUGCUGAUGGCCGCUCGGCCCGGGAGGCGCACGCGCAGGCGGCUGAGGGAGUCGGUUUAAUCAAGGUCUUCGCAAAAACAGAAGCCCAGAAAGGGGCAUAUAUAGAAUUAACACUGCAGGCUUACCAAGAAGCAGUCAUCAGCCAGUCUGCAGCUUCAUGAAAGUAAUUUAA